Molecule: messenger RNA, 787 nt
Organism: Aureobasidium pullulans EXF-150
Lineage: Eukaryota; Fungi; Ascomycota; Dothideomycetes; Dothideales; Saccotheciaceae
Exons: 3
Coding region: 81-647 (188 amino acids)
Source: RefSeq, a predicted model, not a curated record
AUGAGUAACAAGCCAGAACUCUCCGGCAUAUUUUUCUGUGCCACUGGCUGCGCGACUUUCAUCCUCGCCUAUUUCCCACGAUGAAGACCGUUUCCGUUUUCGCAGUCACGCUUUUUGCGUUUUGCCCACCGGGGUCUUGUACGCCAGUCAACCAGCCAGCUUCUGCAGACAUCCCGUACAAUUUGAGAUCAAACGGCUUCUCUUACCGCAUUGUCGACCGGGUGACCGAGGCAAAGGCGGUCAAAACGCCCAUACGAGCUCCAGAAAACUCGGCCCUGGAAAAGCGAGCGGACGCAGUACACUGUUUAGGGCCUGGUAAUUCGCACCCUCUGCAGGAUGACUGCAGUAUACUGAUCUCUGAAAUCGCUUCGAGUGCCGGCUCACUUUACGCCAAUCCUGGGUAUUGUCAUGAAGCCGAGUAUGGAACUUGCAAAGCUUUCUAUUGCGACAAUACUUGCUCAGGAUCCACGAUCAGUAUCACAAGAUGGGCACAGUUGUUACAAAGUGUCAACUCAAUGUGCGUAGCCUUCGGACAGAAUGGCAUUGUUACCGAUGGUAUCGAUGAUGCGGGUACGCGUGCCUCAUACCAGGCUGGCUUGGAACAUUCGGGAAGUGAGCUUCCGGCCUAUGCGAACGGAACUUGCUAGACUGUUUCUGUUCUCAAUUCUUUAAAUAGUCGCUGCUUUGACUUGAAUAGAAAACUGGCAUGUGCUGAUUUGUCUGGGUCCGAAUCACAAGUACAUAGCUGUAUGACAACGAUUCUUAAUGAGACCAUUUGACCCUCGAC